AUGCAGAGACCCAAGAACCUGUUCUGGGAGCCAGACGUCGACGGCAUUGCGAAACGCGUCGAGAGCGGCACGAAGAAAAAGGCUGAAUGGCUAUACAUUGCAGCUUUCAAGCAUUUUGGCACUGUUUCCAAUCAACUCAUUGGAGCUAUUGAAGGGCCAAUGGCCUCGACUGUGAGUGACCUCUCUGUGGUGUGCUCAUACAUUUGGUCAGACGCCUUUGAGCCGACGAUCUUUGUACCUGGCGCAGCUGCCAAAUACAAGAAGCCUUCGCUUCCUAUCAAACUGGAGCACGACCACGGAAUCCAGUACAUCGACCACAACGUCUACAGGAACCCUGUGAUGCCAUUCGAGCCAAUGAUGAGAGCUGCCAGCAUCAUGAAUCCGUCAGCCAACUUUGGCGAUGUGGACAUCGUCAUCAGCCGGGGUGGGUUGCAAAACCUUUUCGAUUUUGCUAGAGGCAAAAGCCAAAAGUCCUUUAGGGUCGAGUUGGACUUGGUCAACAACACGCUCUUCAUCGCCUGGCGCAAGGAGAAUAAUUGCUUCAGAAUGUCUCCAAAAUCUGGAGAAGAGAGUUGA
Molecule: messenger RNA, 576 nt
Organism: Colletotrichum fioriniae
Lineage: Eukaryota; Fungi; Ascomycota; Sordariomycetes; Glomerellales; Glomerellaceae
Source: RefSeq, a predicted model, not a curated record